GCACGCUGCAUCGAAUUUCGUUUGAUAUUUCAUUCAAGAUCAAAUUUCCAAUUAAUUCCCUUUUAGGAAAUUUUCCUUAACCCGGCAGAGGCUUGCAUAUAGCCACUCUUCUUUGAAUGAUUAAAAUCCAUGCACCAUCUUUGAACGGCAACAACGGCAGUAUGAGGUAUUUUUCCACACACCCUGUUAUCAUUGUGAUAUUCAUCCUGUCAUUUCUCACUCUUGCACUCUUGAAAUUAUGAAAAACAUCUCCAUUCAUUCAAAUCCCUAGAACAAGGUUAAGUGGGAUCUUCACUCUGAUCCAUGCCAAUGGCAUGGUGUAAGUUGCAGCAAACAUGGGGAUGAUGUUAUAGGACUGGACUUGUCAAAUUUUGAUAUUGCUAAAAGUAUUUGGCAGUCUUCCUGUAAGUUGCCAGCCCUUCAACUCCUUAAUCUCAGUAACAACCACAUAGAAGGUCCAAUUCCGCAAUCGUGUUCUCUGAGCAAUCUGCGAACCCUUGAUCUAAGUUACAAUCAAUUGACAGGGCUUAUUCCUUCCCAAUUGUUUUCUUUGAGCAAUCUGCAUACUAUGAAUCUAAGCAACAAUCAACUGACAGGGCUUAUUCCUUCCCAAUUGUUUUCUUUGAGCAAUCUGCAAACUAUGGAUCUAAGCAACAAUCAACUGACAGGAUUUACUCCUCUGCAAUUGUAUUCUUUGAGCAAUCUGCGUAUGCUUGAUCUCAGCUACAAUGAAUUAACAAGGCUUAUUCCUUCGCAAUUGUUUUCUUUGAGCAAUCUGCAAACUAUGGAUCUAAGCUACAAUCGACUGACAGGAUUUACUCCUCUGCAAUUGUAUUCUUUGAGCAAUCUGCGUGUGCUUGAUCUCGGCUACAAUGAAUUAACAGGGCUUAUUCCUUCCCAAUUGUUUUCUUUGAGCAAUCUGCAAACUAUGGUUCUAAGCAAAAAUCAACUGACAGGAUUUACUCCUCUGCAAUUGUAUUCUUUGAGCAAUCUGCGCAUGCUUGAUCUCAGCUACAAUGAAUUAACAGGAUCCAUUCCCCCCCAGUUGUUCUCUUUAAGCAAUCUGGAGGAUGUGGACCUUUCCUUUAAUCAUCUUUCUAGAGAGAUACCUCGGAAUUUCUCAAGAAAUUUGUUGAGGUUAAGCAUUGAUAAUAAUAACUUGACAGGAACCAUCCCUUCUGCAAUUUCAAAUGCCCGAAAUUUGACACAUCUAGGAAUGAGUAACAAUUUUCUAAACGGUCCAAUUCCAGGGCAUCUAGGAAGUUGUACUCAACUCAAGUGGCUUGGACUGGAACAUAAUAGAUUGGGAGGUCCAUUGAACCAUGUGCUGCCUAAACUUCUACAGUUGACAGAUUUGUUCCUGUCAAAUAAUAUGUUUGAGGGAAGUAUUCUCGACGAUCUCUCAAAUUUAUCUAAUUUGACUUAUGUGGACUUGAGUGACAAUCUAUUAUCCGGCAACAUAUCCUCAAAAAUUUUCAAUCUUAGGCAGCUGAGAUCUUUGCUUUUACAGAAAAAUUAUCUAACACGAAUCAUCCCACUGAAUAUACAAAAUGGGAAGUCCCUGCAGGAGCUCAGAUUGGACUGGAACAAUCUUACAGGAAGGAUUCCAUCAGGAAUCGGCAACCUUCCCUUGCUUGGUAAGCUUGACUGGCAAAAUUACUAUUACAUUGGAUCUGACUGGCAACAAGACUCUACUCUGAAUCUGAGCCACAAUUCCUUGACAGGCAAAAUUCCUAUUACUCUGUGCAACCUGAGAUUUAAAGGCUCUUUGGAUUUUUCCUACAACAUGUUGACAGGCGAAAUUCCAGAGGCUUUAGGGAAUAUGAGUCAGUUUUUCGGGUUGGACCUAUCAAACAACAAAUUAACAGGAAAUAUUCCAGAGGCUUUAGGGAAUAUGAGGCAGCUUUCCGGGUUGGACCUAUCAAACAACAAAUUAACAGGAAAAAUUCCUAUUAGUCUGUGCUACAUGAGACUUAUGGAAUAUGACGGUGUUCUGGAUCUGAGCCACAACAGGCUAACAGGUGAACUUCCAGAGGCUUUAGGGAAUAUCACGGGGUUUUACUUGUUGAACCUAUCAAACAACAAAUUAGAAGGAAAAAUUCCAGUGUCUUUAAAGAAAAUCUCUUAUUUGGACCUGUCAAAGAACAAAUUAACAGGAAAUUUAGGGAAUUUUCCAGAGUAUUCUGACAUGGUGUACGGUGCCCUGAAUCUGAGCCACAAUUCUUUAACAGGAGAAAUUCCUAUUACUCUGUGCUACAUGAGCUUUACAGAAUAUAACGGUGUUCUGGAUCUGAGCCACAACAGGCUAACAGGUAAACUUCCAGAGGCUUUAUGGAAUAUCACAGGGCUUUACCAGUUGAACCUGUCAAACAACAAAUUAGAAGGAAAAAUUCCAGUGUCUUUAGGAAAUAUGAGUCAUCUUCAUUGGUUAGACCUGUCAAAUAACAAAUUAACAGGAACAAUUCCUGAGUCUUUAAAACGAAUCGAGCAUUUGAACCUGUCAAACAAUGAAUUAGUAGACAGCAUUCCAACCGGAAGAAGCCAUUCCGCGUUUAAAAUAUUGGGUGCAGCAGGUGCUGCUGCAUUUUUUAUAAUUUGUUGUCUAGUUUUGGGAGUUCUGUGGAUAAGGAACUUGCAUAGUAGAGCGGAAUUUAAACAAACAUUUCGUAAAAUCCUACAAAAGGUGGAGCAUCCACGGAUCUCGUAUGAAGAACUUCUUCAAGCGACCAAUAGAUUUCACAACUCCAAUCUACUAUCAACAAACAGCUUUGGAUCAGUGUACAAAGGAUAUUUGUCUGAUGGUACCCUUGUUGCCGUGAAGGUUCUCAAUUUAAUGCAUGAGCAAUCACACAAGAUUUUCAGAGCAGAAUGUAAAGUGUUGCAGAAGGCUCGACACCGGAAUCUUGCAAGAAUCAUAACCACAUGUUCCACCAUUCACUUCAAAGCUUUAAUCUUUGAGUAUUUUACUAAUGGAAGCUUAGAAAAGCACCUAAAUCUGGACAAUCAUAGAUUGGGACUGAGAAAACUGUUUAACAUAGCCAUAGAUGUAGCCCAUGCCGUGGAAUAUCUUCAUUAUGAUUGCUUCGUGCAGAUAGUGCAUUGUGACAUAAAACCAAGCAAUGUUCUUUUAGAUGAAAGCAUGACAGCUCAUCUUUCAGAUUUUGGGAUCUCCAGAUUGAUGGGAAGAAUCACGGCCAAUUCAGUAACUUCAACAAUAGAUUUAAAAGGCUCAGUGGGCUACAUCGCACCAGAAUAUGGAUUGAGUGGCAUGACGUCUCCACGGGGAGAUGUUUACAGCUAUGGUAUUUUGUUAUUGGAAAUGCUGACAAGGAGUCGGCCAACUGAUAACAUGUUUGAUGGUGAUCUGAACCUGCAUAACUGGGUGAAAAGGGCAUUUCUAAACAGGCCAUUUGAAGUAGUUGAUAAAAUCUUGUUUAUGGAAGGGGCUGACAAAGAAACAGAAGCAUGUCUCAUUUCACUGAUGCGUCUUGGUUUGCUGUGUUCAAGCGAUUCCCCUGAAGCUCGGCCCACUAUGAGAGAUGUAUCCAAUCUAUUGAAGAACAUUCAACAGGAUUUCACCACAGGCACUUCUUCUUCCACCAAAUUAAAACCCACUAUAUCCAAUUUAGUUGGUGACAGAGGUGCAAUGAUUAAUCGUGAGGAGGCAUCAGAUACUGAAAGCUCUACAUUUUAGUAUACUGUGACUAAAUGAAUGGUUACAUCCAUGGAGGUCUUGAAAAUUAAAAACAGUAGAUCAUGCUAUUGUAAAUUAUAGGCCAUGACUUAUGUUAACAUAAACUUACAUGAUGGGGGAAUCAAUUCUUUCUGGUCGAUGAUAUUUAAGUUAACCAUGUGACUGCUGUCGUCAGUUUGUUGGUCAGAUUUGCUGAACUGGUCUUCCCCAUUCUAUCAAUUAUGCUCUGUUCAGUGUUGUCUGUUGUAACAAUGCCAUUGUUUCGCCAAGUCUUGGACUCCUGUCUUUCCUUCUACCAUUUGUGAUAUAAGAGCUUUGAUAUAA
Molecule: messenger RNA, 4018 nt
Organism: Cryptomeria japonica (Japanese cedar)
Lineage: Eukaryota; Viridiplantae; Streptophyta; Pinopsida; Cupressales; Cupressaceae
Product: LRR receptor-like serine/threonine-protein kinase GSO2
Exons: 2
Coding region: 569-3694 (1041 amino acids)
Biological process (GO): protein phosphorylation
Molecular function (GO): ATP binding; protein binding; protein kinase activity
Source: RefSeq, a predicted model, not a curated record